AUGGCGGAGCCCAACGUCCUGGCUUCACCACUACUACGCCUCCCACUUGAGAUUAGACUCUUGAUCUACGAAUAUCUCUUGCUUCCUUCGACCAGCCCAUCGGCGGGACAGGGAACCUCGGUCACGAAUCUACUCUCAGAUUACCACACCUACCAUUCGAGCGACACCAAUAACUCACCCUUCACUCUUUCCGUGCGAACAAUUGAUCCCUAUCUUGGAGCGCACAGCUCGCGGGCCUGGAGACGCCGCUCCACAUACUAUGUACGAACUGGCAUUCUAACCGGCGCCUCAGGCCCCUUCCUCACCACCACGACCCCGACAACCUACCGCGUCCUCCUGUCACCGUAUUCUGCCCAUCUCCGCCACACCGUCCCCAGCCUCCUUGCCAUAAACCGCCAAAUCCACGCCGAAGCCUCCAAAGUGCUCUACUCCACCUACACCUUCUCCUUCCACACCAGCAUCGAAGCCGGCGUCCCCUUCCUCAGCGACCUAACCCCGCUCUCCCGCACACACAUCCGCCACAUCGGCCUCGCGAAAAAGGGCUUCCCGUACACCAAGGAAUUCGACCGCGCCGAAUGGUCCUCCCUCAUGUCCUACCUCUCCUCCAACCUCUGCCUUCGCAGCCUCGAUCUCAGCGUUGUAGCUGGCAGGCCUGGGGACGACGGUUGGGACGGUAUUGCGCCUAUCACGGCGAGUGACUUUGGGCUUAUGCAGCGGAUGAAGAGUGAGUGGGGGAGUGAGGUUGGCGGGCUGGAUUUAGAAUGGGUGGAGCAGCUUUUUGGGGUGAGGGGGCUGGAGAAAGUCAAUGUUAGGGCGCUGGUGGAGCAUUGCCCGCGGCCGAUGAGCGAGAUGAUGGCUUUUUGGAUUGCGUUUAGUAGGAGUGUGGAAGGUGGGUUUGGGGAGUGGGUCAGGGGGGUUAUGGUGGGAAAUUGA
Molecule: messenger RNA, 933 nt
Organism: Trematosphaeria pertusa
Lineage: Eukaryota; Fungi; Ascomycota; Dothideomycetes; Pleosporales; Trematosphaeriaceae
Exons: 2
Coding region: 1-933 (310 amino acids)
Source: RefSeq, a predicted model, not a curated record